AAUAUCAAAAUGUUUAUGAGCCAAGUGAAUUAUGAAAACUUCAAAUCAGAAUGUAUAAGAUCUUGAAAUUUUAUAUCAAAUUUACUCUUAGCAUAUAUCUCAUCAAUAAUAAUAGAAGACUGUUAGUUUUGUUUAUAUUCUCAACUUUGACUUACUUGUGCCUUGAAAACUCAAAAUAUUUAUAAGCACUACUCCCAAAACCAUACGUCUCAAACAGAGAGAUCAGUAUCUUCUAUCAAUGUAUCGGCUUGAUCACAUUAACCGUUAAACUUGUAUAAGUAAUAGUAUAUUUAGGAUACACACAUUUAUACUGCAAUAUUCUACAUGGAAUGUUGUAAUAUCGCAUCGCAAUAAUUAAUCGCAAGGCCUUGUCAUGUUGACGUUCGUUAUUCGUGGGGUGUUUCUGGUCAGCAUAUUGGGCUGGUAUAGCGCCAUCGUCUGGAAGAUAAUCGACGGUUACUUCCAAGACGAGUUUCGCGCUUACUUGCAGGAAGAGUAUCGCAAGCAUCCGCGGAUCAAGGCCGACGUCGAGAGCGCCGGGGCUGUCGAUAAGGGGCCGGUUUCGAGCGCGUUGCCAGCCGAGCCGAGUUUGAGCCACGGCAUCGUGGAGACCUACGGUUCCAACGCGGCAUGCCCGGCCGACAUCGCAGACGCCUGUCCGCGCGCGAUCGUUUCGAGCGGGAAGAAACCGGAGGAAGCGGUGGCAGGUGGCACCAGCGAAAUCGCGGUCGCCGUCGGCGCCGGUACCACCGAGAAAAAUGCAUUCCCGGCGAACGCGGCCCGAUCGGCGCAGGAAAGUAGGAAAUCUCCUCCGAGCGGCAGCGACACGCGCGAUAAAGAACAGCGACCGGGUGCCAUCAAUCAGGACGCUGACCGCGAAGAGGCUCCGAUCGAGGGAAGCGUACUUCCGCACCCCGCGUCCACGCGUCGUGUCGAGAAACCGCGACGUCGUCUCGACAAGAAGACAUUAUUGCGUGCUUCGAAAGAGGUCUUGAAGGAGAUAUCGCGGAAAAUGCCGAGGAAUCAAAGAGUGAACACGCUCGUUCUGACCGAUGCUGAUUUCGCCGCCGCGAGGACCAGGACCAGGGACGACGGAGACGACGAUUUCUCAGAGUUCGAAGAAGAGGAGAAGGAUCAGAGGGUCCGUAAAGAAGGAGUUCUCGUAUCGGAAUUGCCAUUCAAGCCCAAGGCGGAUAUCGGCGACUUGGAUAGGGUUACCGCGGAAGAGUUCUGUCCCCUGACCUUGGAGGACGAGGCUUCCUGCGGGGAAACCACCACGUGGCCGUGACUGUGCUUGAUGAGCGCCGUCGCGGUGAAUUUGCUAGUAUUAGAUCCCGUGGAAAAAGUUGUGCAUUAACAGCGGGACACCGAAGGGCUUAGGAACAUGCUGAGAGAGCUGAGGCAGAAGGCUGCGCGACUGUUAUUAGAAUAAAUCUCUGUACAAUUAGUUUCGCGUCUUUAUUAAGGACGAUGAUGAUAGAUGUAGUGUGAAGAUCUUCUCAUGUUUUUGUUGGUGCAUUGCAAUUUAUUCAGUUCAGAAUGAACUUGAGCAGGAUGAAAUAAGGCUAUGACGUGUAAUCGUAGUUUUAAUAUAAAACAAUGUAUCACUAUCUUUUUAUUAGGCAGAAUUAAAUCUUGAUUCAAUAUAAUUAAUAUUUUUACGUUAGCAUUUCAUUUUUCUAAAUCAGAUAUAAAUUAUCCGUAUUUAGCAUAAAAUUUAUUCUCUCAAUGUUUCUUACUAUGCGUUCUAUGCUAUAAUAAACCUUAUUUAUUUUAUGAACUCAGCAAUUUGUCGAAGCGAUAAUUAUGGUAUCAGUCGAAGAUAAGUUUUCGCUGCCUAAGGAUGUUUCGAAUCCAGGACAGAUAUAAGUGAAACGAAUAGGAUCAUUAAGUAAGACACCACUGUCCUUUGACCUUGCGAAAAGAGGUUCUACGAGGAGAAACUAGCGAGUGACCGUGAGAAGUCAGAGAAAUCGCGAUAUACGAUGGUGCCGUAUCGGAAACACUUGUCCAGCGGAAAAAUCGAAAAAGCACGUUUAAACGCGCAAUUUGUCUGCACGUAUCUCAUUGUAUAUGCUGAAGGAUAAAAUUAAAAAUUGAUAUAUGAGUGUGCCCCCCCCCCCGCAAAAAUGAACAUUUGUCGCGUUAUGUAAAGAUGACAAAUGUCGUCAAGUAAUCGUCGAAUGACACGCGUGGGAGAUGUUUUGCAAAUGUAAUUUCAAGGAAGAACGAGUAAGGUCGAAGCGUUUUAAAAGCUUCUUUCUAACAAGACGUUACCGCAUUUUUCUUAUUAAGUAAUAAAACCUACGCGAGCAGCUAAUAGCAAAGCAAUCACGUUUUGCUUCUGUUUAUUGCGCGCUCGAGAGUAAAACCAAGUAAUCUUAAUAAGCAGAAUAAGUAUAAUCGCACACUCAUUUUCCGAAAUGUGCACGUCGCAAGUAAACGAGAAAAAUCCAUUUUUUUUUCAUAAUGCGUUUAAAUUAAUAAUAGUGUUUGCAUUGCAUCACAUAUCUUUAUACUAAUUUCAUUGCUGUCAUUGAAAUUAAUGAUUUGUCAACGGAUAUAUCGUCCAUGUAUAUAAAUGCAAAUGUAAAUAAAAUAAGAAAAUUUAUUCAUUA
Molecule: messenger RNA, 2618 nt
Organism: Temnothorax curvispinosus
Lineage: Eukaryota; Metazoa; Arthropoda; Insecta; Hymenoptera; Formicidae
Exons: 1
Coding region: 374-1288 (304 amino acids)
Source: RefSeq, a predicted model, not a curated record